Prunus avium (sweet cherry) is the source of this 1245-nucleotide messenger RNA. Its product is annotated as Ribose 5-phosphate isomerase, type A protein. Gene Ontology annotation, biological process: pentose-phosphate shunt, non-oxidative branch. Gene Ontology annotation, molecular function: ribose-5-phosphate isomerase activity. NCBI's taxonomy places the organism in Eukaryota, Viridiplantae, Streptophyta, Magnoliopsida, Rosales, Rosaceae. The record is from RefSeq and is a predicted model, not a curated record.
AUAGCAAAGCUACCAACCACCCAACCCAACCCAAAAAAGGUCAUAUUUUGCAUCCAAAUCACAAACCUUUGCACAAACAAAAAAACAGAGCUCACAGAAACUCCAAACCAAACCAACAAGAUAGAAAGCAGAGAAAGAUACAAAAACAGAGGGACCAAAAUCCACCUCUUAUUCAUCUUCAAUUCUCAUUCUUUCUUCUUCUAUCGCCACUCUCCACCCACCCAGAAGCGAAAAUGGCUUCGUCCUUAUCCCUCCUCUCACCCCACAAUGCAUCCACCACCCACCUUCUCCUGCGCACCCCCAAAACCCCUAACCUGCGCUCUUCUUCUUACAGGCCCAUGUCCAUCAAAGCUCGCACAGUCCCUGCCCUCACUCAAGACGAACUCAAGAAGCUUGCAGCCGAUAAGGCCGUCGAGUAUGUCAAGAGCGGCAUGGUCCUCGGCCUCGGCACUGGCUCAACAGCCGCCUUUGUGGUCUCAAAGCUCGGAGAGCUCUUGAAAUCUGGUGAAUUGCAGAACAUAGUUGGAGUUCCAACUUCAAAACGUACGGAGGAUCAAGCUCGCCAAUUGGGUAUCCCUCUUUCGGUUCUCGAUGAUCACCCCAAGAUCGAUUUGGCCAUAGAUGGUGCAGAUGAGGUCGACCCAAAUCUUGACUUGGUUAAAGGGCGUGGUGGGGCUUUGCUCAGAGAGAAAAUGGUGGAGGCCGCUUCAGAUAAGUUUGUUGUGGUGGCUGAUGAGACCAAGUUGGUGACUGGUCUUGGAGGAAGUGGACUGGCAAUGCCUGUGGAGGUUGUACAGUUUUGCUGGAAAUAUAACUUGGUGAGGCUUCAGGAGUUGUUUAACGAAGAAGGGGUUGAAGCAAAGUUGAGGUUGGAUGGUGAUGGAAAGCCUUAUAUCACUGAUAACUUCAAUUACAUUGUGGAUUUGUAUUUCAAGAGUCCCAUUAAAGAUGGGCCGGCUGCCGGGAAGGAGAUUUCGAAAUUUGAAGGGGUUGUGGAACAUGGGUUGUUCUUGGAUAUGGCGACCGCGGUCAUCAUUGCAGGCAAGGAUGGAGUGGAUGUUAAGAACAAGUGAUUCUCUUUUUCACUUUUUUUCUGGUGAUGAAUGAUGAAAUACGGAAAAAUCAAGGAAUGUUACACCAACUCGAAAUUAACCUGAAGUAUAUCAAAUUCAUGUAUGAUGAAGCUAUAGAACAAACAAAUAGAAGGCUCAAUCUCGUGACAGCACUUUCCACCCUACUUCCACA